Molecule: messenger RNA, 576 nt
Organism: Anthostomella pinea
Lineage: Eukaryota; Fungi; Ascomycota; Sordariomycetes; Xylariales; Xylariaceae
Source: the annotation of a GenBank genome assembly
AUGGCCUCUUCUCAGGUUCGAUACGCUGCCACCGAGAUCGAGUCCGCCAAAUCGGCUCGCGCCCGCGGUGCCUACCUGCGAGUUUCCUUUAAGAACACUCGCGAGACCGCUCAGGCCAUCAACGGCUGGAAGUUGACUCGCGCUGUCAAGUUCCUCGAGAACGUUAAGGAGCACACUGAGGCUGUCCCCAUGCGACGAUAUGCCGGCGGUACCGGACGAGCCUCCCAAGGCAAGCAGUUCGGUGUCUCCCGCGCUCGAUGGCCCGUCAAGUCUGCUGAGUUCCUGCUCGGCCUCCUCAAGAACGCCGAGUCCAACGCCGAUGCCAAAGGUCUCGACACCAGCAACCUGAUCGUCAAGCACAUCCAGGUCAACCAGGCCCCCAAGCAGCGCAGACGAACCUACCGUGCCCACGGUCGUAUCAACCCCUACAUGUCGAACCCGUGCCACAUCGAGCUGAUCCUGACCGAGGGCGAGGAGGUUGUUCAGAAGUCGGACCAGGUCCGUGAGCGUGAGUCGGCGCACCUGAGCUCGAGACAACGCGGUGUCCGGACGCGCAAGGCCAUCGCUGCCUCAUAA